This is a messenger RNA of Jatropha curcas, 3009 nucleotides long. Its product is annotated as S-adenosyl-L-methionine-dependent methyltransferases superfamily protein. NCBI's taxonomy places the organism in Eukaryota, Viridiplantae, Streptophyta, Magnoliopsida, Malpighiales, Euphorbiaceae. Gene Ontology annotation, cellular component: nucleus. Gene Ontology annotation, molecular function: RNA cap trimethylguanosine synthase activity; protein binding. The record is from RefSeq and is a predicted model, not a curated record. Gene Ontology annotation, biological process: 7-methylguanosine cap hypermethylation.
UACACCCUAUAGCUGACGAAAACACGAAAUUGCUGAAACUGCGUCGUUUCUUCGCCUGGCAUGCGGUGUUAUAAAAUGCGGAACGUGGCGGUGCGGAAUUACCGGCGACUGAAGUCUGAGUAGGACGGUGGAGUCGCUUUGAGACUUUCUUCUUUUGACUAAGUUGACCCUCCAAAAAAAUUUGGCACAGUGAUGGAAAAUGCAGGUCUUGCCAUUAGAGCACUCGGUUCCAUGUUCAAGCUCACAGAAUUCUACAUAUGGGAAGAUGGUUCAACGGAGACUCGAGAAGUUUGUCUGUUUCCAGAGGCCACCAACAAAUCUCCUCAUGCUUGUGAAGAUAAAAGCUUGAACUUCCCUGCUUCAUCAUGCGAUUUUAGUGAAGCUCCAGAAGAUAUAGAACUGACUAAACAAAUGGACGCCUUGGGGCUUCCCCUUUCCUUUCUGUCCAAUAAGGAGACUAGGAAUAAAAUGAACCAAACCAAAAGGAAAGGCACUUGUUUGAAGCCUUCUCAUGGUCAUAAAGAUGCUAAGGAUGAAGAAAUGGAAAUUACCAGAGUGAGUGAGGUGGAGAUUGUAUCUCCUAAUGUUUUGCAUGAUAACACAAGCAAUUCUUUAUCUUGCAUGUCAAUGCUGGGCCAAAGUGAAUCAUAUUAUUAUGAUGUUGCAGCUGAAACCAGUGAUUCUCGGUGUCCUGCUGGUGAAGAUCUUGGAUGUUCUACUACUACUAUAUCUGGUGCUGUCUUUGAUGGAACAUCUCUUAAACUAUCCAAAAAUGGCCAGGAAGACGAGAUUGUAACACUUAAUGAUUUUUUGUUGACCGAUGAAAGUAUGAAAGGACUUUGUUCAGGAAAUUCAGAUGCUGCACCUUCGCCACCAUGCUCCUUGACAGAUGCAAGUCUUGAUCAUGAUAAGAAAGGACUUAAUAGAAAUUUGAUGGAGUAUGAGUGCCUGAAAGAUUUCUCUGUUGCUCUCGAUCAUGAAAAAUGUAGAAAGUUUUGUGGUGACAGCAGUACUGAGCAAUCAGGAGAUCCUGAAAUUGUUGCAUUAUCUUAUAACUCAGAAAUUCUAGGACAAAAUGGAGAGGACAAUCAUGGCUACAAUGAUGAUCUCGGAGACUGGAGGGUGUACUGGGACUCUUUCUACAUGAGAAAUUACUUCCAUAACAUCAAAACUGGUACUUCCACAUGGGAUCCACCCACUGGUAUGGAACAUCUAGCUUUUGAAGGUGCCGCUGAUAGACAAAAUGUAGUAAUUGCUGAAGUGACUGAAAAUGAUAGUCCUUCCAUUUCUUGUGCUUUGCUAUAUAAUUUCAAGUCACUUGAGGAACCAUCAAAAGGUGCUAUAUUGGUAGAUCAGCCAUCUGAUCAGGUUUCAAUGGAGUUGGAAGUCACUUUGAACAACUCUUUGCUUGAAAUGACUAAACAAACUGAGAAUAACAAUUUUGAGCGUCAAGAUGAACUUCAUGGGAUCAGUACAAGUUGUGAUGAUGAAACUACAUCAUGUUUAUCGUUGGAUGUGCAGGAGCCUAUAGGAAGCUUGACAGUUGCAAUCGCUGAGAAAGUUACCAAGGAUGAUAAUAAGCAAAUAGAAAUUGGCAAUCCUGCUACAGAUAAGUUAGAUACCCAUUGUGACUCUGGCAUGAUAAAACAGAAAAAGAAAGCAAGAAAAGUGCGCGCAAAUAGGAGAUCAUCCAAUACUUAUAAAGAGCUUCAAUGCCAAGGUAUUUCUGAAGAGUUAUCUGCGAAUAUUGGUAAAUACUGGUGCCAAAGGUAUCUUUUAUUCUCCAGAUUUGAUAGUGGUAUCAAAAUGGAUGAGGAAGGAUGGUUUUCUGUAACUCCAGAGCCUAUUGCUAGGCAUCAUGCAUUGCGUUGUGCUAGUGACACUAUAAUUGAUUGUUUCACUGGAGUUGGUGGAAAUGCUAUCCAAUUCGCAAAUAUGUGCAAACAUGUUACUGCAAUUGAUGUGGAUGCAAAGAAGAUUGAUUAUGCAUAUCAUAAUGCUGCCAUCUAUGGAGUUGAUGACCAAAUAGAUUUUAUAAAGGGGGACUUUUUCAUUUUGGCACCAAAUCUGAAGGCAGACACAGUCUUCCUGUCACCUCCUUGGGGAGGACCAGAUUAUGCUAAAGUAAAGUCAUACAACAUUAAGACAAUGCUCAAGCCACAUGAUGGAUAUUUUCUCUUUAACACUGCAAAGAAAAUUGCCUGCAGAAUUGUCAUGUUUCUGCCUAGAAAUGUUGAUCUCAACCAAUUGGCAGAGUUGUCUCUAUCUGCUGAUCAUCCAUGGUACCUGGAGGUUGAGAAGAACUUUUUGAAUGGCAAGUUGAAGGCAAUAACUGCAUACUUCAGUGACCUAACAGUUGAAGCUGACAAAUCGCCUUAAUGAGUUUGUGCCUUGAAUGAAAGGGACUUACCGUGCUGUGGAUUGCGGAGUAGCUUGGAGAGGAAAUAGUGGCCUUUCCUUGGAUGUCAUGUACUAUUCUGUGAGCUGUUGUAUUAAUUACUUGGACAUUUUAAGUAGUGAAAUGGUAAGUGUCGACUUUGUUUCUAAAGAAAUACAGUAAAGUAGUCUGUACAAAAACUGUAGUUCAGAAAGCAAUUGACUAAUAGGUGAGGAUUGCCAUGCUAUAAUGGCUGAAAUCAGCCUCUGCACAAAAAAAGAUAAAGGUUAUACAAACUUUAGACCUUCGCUUUGGAAUGUGACGUGAAGUUAGUAAAGUAGUUUGCGUCAAAGUGCCAGGUAAAAUUUCUAAUGUUUCAGAAGAAAUUUUCCCAAAAUCACCUGGCAAAGAAAUAUUGAAAUAUAUGAUUGUAAGGUAUACGUUUCAAUUUUCAUUAUAGAUAGCUUCUGUGUCGGCAAUUCACAUCUUCCGUUUUGAUGUGUUGUAAUUGGACGGGGAGGACCACUGUCGUUGCAACUGCCGACCUUAUAUUUUCCGUUGAAAAUGUUUCAACUUGUAAAGUGGUCGGAUUUUGCACAUCUAUGAGUAUCUUUUAUAUGCCUGUUUCUGUA